UGCCUGCGUCAGAACCCCGGGUGUAGCAGCGCGGCCGGAGGUUCGAGCAACGCGAGGAGAGAAGAAGAUCCGGGUCCGGUUUAAAGCUCGAACGGGUGCCAUGACCAGCGAGCUGAAUGUGCCGAUGGGCUCCCCGGCCCCGGGGGUCUCGGAGCACCCUCCUGAUGGGGGGGGGAUGGACUACAGGGACUGGGUCCGGCGCAGCUACCUGGAGCUGGUCAGCUCCAACCACCACUCGGUGCAGGCCCUGUCCUGGAGGAAGCUCUACCUGAGCCGGGCCAAGCUGAAGGCCUCCAGCCGGACGUCGGCUCUGCUCUCCGGCUUCGCGAUGGUGGCCAUGGUGGAGGUGAACCUGGAGAUGAAGUACGAUUACCCCCGGGUGCUCCUCAUCGCCUUCAGCGUGUGCACCACGGUGCUGGUGGCGGUGCACCUCUUCGCUCUGCUGAUCAGCACCUGCAUCCUGCCCAACGUGGAGGCCGUCAGCAACAUCCACAACCUCAACUCCGUCAGCGAGUCGCCGCACGAGCGCAUGCACUACUACAUCGAGCUGGCCUGGGGCUUCUCCACCGCCCUGGGCAUCUUCCUGUUCCUCACGGAGGUGGUGCUCCUCUGCUGGAUCAAGUUCCUGCCCAUAGACUCGUGCCUGGACCCAAAGAACGCCACGACGGGCGCCACGACGGGCGCCACGAUAAAGUGCAAGACCUCGGACCACAGUGGGCGGGACGCGGCGCUGGCCUCCACCAUCAUCAUGGUCCCGGUGGGGGUGAUUUUCGUGUUGUUUACCAUCCACUUCUAUCGCUCUCUGGUGCGCCACAAGACCGACCGGCACCACGAGGAGAUAGAGGAGCUGCACAAGAUUAAGAUUCAGCUGGACGGCCACGAGCGAUCCCUCCAGACUGUGUGACGGCCUCACCGCAGCUUCAAGAACUUCCACUUGUAUCUUAUUUUUUAUCUAAACCCUCUCACCGCUCUGACUCCUGGUCGUUGAUGUUGCCUUGCUCGGAACUCGGAGGCUUUAACGCUCUCUGCGAUUCAAACGGCUGUUACGUGUCGGGCCGCUAACUUAUUCUUAAGGUCAAUUUCUGUCGUAGGUUUUCGUGCCAUUAGCGAUGUGUCGUCUGUGUCGGUCAAAUAAUAACGUUAAAAAAGGUUUACAGCAAAAGGGCUACUAGGUUCUAUGUGCCAUGUUGUUUGCGUGAAAGCGUCGUGUGAUGAGUUGUUUCAUUCAGGGUCUGGUUCUCCGUCGGCAAGAUAUCCAGAUUCGCUCUGGAAUCCCUUAUUGAACUGUGCUCUGCCAAAGAUUAUAUGUAGACAAUGAAUGAAUCGCCGUUAAAUCAACAGAGCGGCGUGAAUCUCUUUUUAAAUUCAUAUAACAUCAAUAAUUUACACUGAUUUUAAAUUAAUAACUAUGAGCCAGGAUCAGCAUUUGGAGCAAGACGAAAAAUAAGAAGUGCCAAAGUUAAGUUUUUACAAGUUAAGUCAUCCACUUAAAUCAGUUUAACUCUUACUCAUAAAUGUGGUUAUUCACAAAAGUUGAAAGGAUUCAAAAGAGAUUCUGAUUUCUUAGGAUUCAUAUUCAACGAGCAAAAAAACAAAAUCAGAAUCUCUAUUCUGGAAGAAUGAUGGGUUGAUUGAACAAGUUAAAGCCUCAACCCCAGUGCAACCACAUUUAAAUCUGCUGGAUCCACAACUUUAUUUGGAUCCAAACCAAAUUGCAAUCACUCGUAGAUAUCAGACCUUUUUAAAAUGAGCCUGAUUUGGGUGAAAGAGUAAAAACCCGUCCACAUUAGAGUAAGUUCACACACUCGUAGAUAUCGGCCCCUAA
Molecule: messenger RNA, 1825 nt
Organism: Limanda limanda (common dab)
Lineage: Eukaryota; Metazoa; Chordata; Actinopteri; Pleuronectiformes; Pleuronectidae
Gene: orai2
Product: ORAI calcium release-activated calcium modulator 2
Exons: 3
Coding region: 101-904 (267 amino acids)
Biological process (GO): store-operated calcium entry
Cellular component (GO): membrane
Molecular function (GO): store-operated calcium channel activity
Source: RefSeq, a predicted model, not a curated record